Messenger RNA from Balaenoptera musculus (blue whale), 960 nucleotides. Its product is annotated as cdc42 effector protein 3-like. The record is from RefSeq and is a predicted model, not a curated record. NCBI's taxonomy places the organism in Eukaryota, Metazoa, Chordata, Mammalia, Artiodactyla, Balaenopteridae.
AUGCAUGCCGAGCGCCUGGGUGUCUAUUCCGUCCUAGUAAUUAUCCCCACAUCACCUGUCUCCAGGCCCAUCUGUGACUAUUCACAACUCUGUCAAAGACGGCUUGGAUAUUGGGGAAAAAUAACAUCCGGAAAGAAGGUGGCCGUUUUUGCGAAAUCGACAUUCUCAAACUCCAGAAGGGCAGCCAAGACCCUAAUUUACCCGAAAGCUGCCAAUAAUAAGAAAGGAAAGAAAUUUAAACCGAGGGGCGUCUUGUCUCCCGAUAUGAUCAGUCCUCCCCUCGGAGACUUCUGCCACACCAUUCACAUGGUCAAGGAUGGCCAGCACGAUGUCUUUGGAGACAUUUCCUUUCUUCAGGGGAACUCUGAUCUUCUACCUGGAAACCAGGAGAAAGCAUGCAUGGGCCAGUUCCCUGGCUGUAUGGAGUUCAGGGUCAGCAGCACCACCGACUUCAUGUUCACAGAAACGCUCACCCUGGUGCUCAAAAACACCAUCUCCCUCCCGACGAUUGGAGGGUCCCAAGCACUCAUGUUGCCCUUAUUGUCAACGGUGACAUUCAAUUCCAAACAGGAGUCCUUUGGUCCGGGAAAGCUGCCCUGGCUUAGCUGUGAGCGGGUCAUGGAGGAGAACAGUAUGGCCUAUCAGGGGGACGUUUCAUGGGGCUCUGGUGGGUCCGCAUCCCAAUCCCGCCACUCCUCCAGCCUCUCCAAACUGUACCCCUACUGGGCAGCCAAGAAUAUGUUUGACCAUCCCGCCUGGUGUGAGCUCGUCAAGGAAAAGACUGAAAAUCAGAGGAGUCUGUCUCUGAUCUCACUGGGUUCCCUCCUCUUCCUGCAGCUCGAUCUUGCACCUUCAUUUCUGGAUGCAGCGCUGAAGGUCAUGGAUAAAAAUAAGUUAACAGUACACCUCUGGCUCUUUUCCUUUGGGGUAAAAGGUUUCAAAAAAACAAAACAAAACUAA